AUGAAGCCGCUCCUUUCGAUGCCAAUUCACAGGAUGAUGGAUGAACUGGACGCUGAGAUCAGGGUUCAGAAACAGGAGGCAAUCAAUCGGUUGGAAUAUGGAGACUAUGAUGAUCUCGACCUUACGGGUGACGACAACAAGGAUUCAAGCGAGCGACUCUGGGUCGACAAAUACCGCCCGAAAAAAUACACGGACCUUAUGGGCGAUGAGCGUGUGAAUCGUGAGGUCUUGAGCUGGAUCAAAGAGUGGGAUCAGUGCGUGUUUGGGCGCCGUUAUAAAAAACAUAUCCCUGAGCACAAAAAGCAACAUUUCAAAGAGCCAGAUCCGCUUGGUCGACCCGAUCGCAAGAUUCUGCUGUUGACUGGCCCGCCUGGUCUUGGAAAAACGACCAUGGCGCAUGUCAUUGCAAAACAGGCUGGCUAUAAUGUGAUCGAGGUGAACGCCAGUGAUGACCGUACGGGCGCCUCAGUGAAGGGCAAAAUUGAGUCCGCACUAGAAAUUCAGUCGAUCCUCGGGAGCGACAAACCAAACCUGUUGAUUAUCGACGAGAUUGACGGAGUAUCGUCGAGCGGUGGAGAACAGAGCUUUAUCAAACUGUUGAUCGACAUCGCAACAGUUGAAGCCGGCUCUAGCGAGGAGAAAUCGAAAGCAACAAACAAGAGGUCCAAAAAGUUUACUAAGAAUCCGUUGAUGCGGCCCAUCAUUUGUAUUUGCAAUGACCAAUAUGCGCCUGUAUUACGCCCUUUGCGCGUUAUUGCUCAAAUAUACCAAUUCAAGAAGCCUUCCAUUCGUAGUGUUGUUAAUCGACUCCAGCAGAUUUGCGAAAUCGAACACGUCGCCAGUGACACCCGUGCAUUCAGUGUCCUAUACGAAAUGACGGAAGGAGAUAUGCGGUCCUGCUUGAAUACGCUGCAGUUUGUCAAGAACCGGAUUAGAGAGAGUACCAUAUUGACGCUGGACACAUUGAGCAAGGCCACAAUUGGACGCAAGGAUCAGAGCAAAUCUUUGUUCUCAGUCUGGGAGGAGCUCUUCCAGGCACCCUAUGCAAGAAAGGCAAGAGGUGCUCUCAAAGUCUUGGAAGAGGGUCAUGACAAUAAUACCUAUGUCAGUCGUAUGGUUAAUUUGAUUCAAACAAAUGGCGACUACGAGAAGUUGAUGCAAGGUUGCUUUGAAAACUUCCCUACGAUGGUAUUUCAUGAUGUUGCGAUGAGUAAGGUUGUCGAGUGCGGUGAAUGGCUGGCGUUCUAUGACCAACUCAAUUCGAGGAUUACGUCCAAUUUCGAGUACGAAGUUGGCGGAUACCUCCCUUAUGCGCUCGUCAAUUUCCAUCGGCUCUUUGCUGGCAGCGUGAGGCAAAAGAUCGAAUACCCGCGCAAGGACUAUGAGUCAUUUGUGGCGCACAAGGCGAACGAGAGUAUUCUGCAGGGAAUGGCCCUCAACUUGCCAGCCAAGGCACAAAGACACUUCCGCAAGAGCAACUUUGCGGCAGAGCUGCUCUCACCCUUCCUGCGCAUCCUUUCGCCAUUCUUGCGGCCUGUGAACAAGCAAUUGAUCAAGCCGGAGGAGCGCGCUGUGUUGAUGCGACUGGUGGAUAUCAUGAUCCACUUCCAGUUGACGUUUGUACAGGAAAAGACUGAGGAUGGCCAGUUUCUUUACCGCCUGGAACCAUCAAUUGAGAAGUUGGGGGAUUUCUCAGGCAUUGGACUCAAGAACGUGCUGACAAGCCGAUAUGCGGUUCGUCAAUUAAUUGCACAAGAGGUAAAUUUCUACACAGCAACUGGGAAAAUCACAUUGAACCUGACAUUUAUACUGUUGAAUAUUCUAACUUGAGAGGUAUGUCAUUGUUAUACCAGAUUGAGAUGGAGUUGGUACGACGAACAGAGGAAGCAAAGGAAGCCAAGAGGGGCGCGUUCUUUGGCAAGAGUGGCAAGGAUUUAUCUUUGGAGAGUAGUGCUAGUUUUGAAGCCAGUGCCUCUGGACCGAUCAAGAAUAGGGAUCAAGAUGAUUUUGAGAAGGAGGCGGUCGAUUUCUUUGGACGGGCAAUAGCUCAACCGAAGAAUGAUGGAUCUGGAUCGCUAGAUGGGUCGUUGACGGUAGGAUUGGGAUAUGGAGGAGCAGGCGGGUCGAAGAAGAAGACGAGGAUCUGGUACAAGUUCAACGAGGGGUUCUCGAAUGCUGUCAAGGCGAAGGUCUUUAUUAGCGAGCUGCUGUGAAACCCGUACCUGGAAAUAAAGCAGAGGAUAUCCCUGUGCGAGA
Gamsiella multidivaricata is the source of this 2256-nucleotide messenger RNA. Its product is annotated as P-loop containing nucleoside triphosphate hydrolase protein. The transcript is spliced from 10 exons. The record is from RefSeq and is a predicted model, not a curated record. Lineage: Eukaryota; Fungi; Mortierellomycota; Mortierellomycetes; Mortierellales; Mortierellaceae. Bases 1 to 1830 code for a protein of 609 amino acids. Gene Ontology annotation, molecular function: ATP hydrolysis activity; ATP binding.